AUGUUCUGGGGUACUUUCUUCGAGGAGCUUCACGGUAUGGAGGACCGCCAACUCGGUGUCCUCAAGGGCUACGACGCCUCCAUGUUCCGCGACUACGCACCCGACGUAAAGUCCUUCCUUGAGGCCAAGGAGAUCCCCAACGCUGUGACCGUGUGCGUCGGCAAGAUCAGCCACCCCGGCCACACCAGCAAUGCCCGCGAGCUCGAAGUCAUGAAGGCCAACGUGCCCGAGGCUGAGUGGAAGAACAUCAAGAUCACCGUCAUCUCUCCUUCGUGGUACCACUUCCGCUACCGUGCUGGCCGCGCUUACCCUCAGGAAGUCUACGCCAACGACGAGGAGUACUUUGCCGAUGUGGCCAAGGCAUACCAGACCGAGUUGAAGCUGCUGCAUGACGCCGGCAUCCGCAACAUCCAAAUCGACGACCCCAACCUCGCCUACUUCUGCUCCGAGGCCAUGCUCACCGGCUGGAAGGCCGACAUGGGCAACACAAAGACCGCCGACGGAAUGUUCGACGCGUACGUAAAGUUCUACAAUGCCUGCUUCGAGCGCCCCGCAGACAUGCACUUGGGCAUCCAUCUCUGCCGUGGCAACUACAUGGGCAGCCGCCACUUCAGCGAGGGCGCCUACGACAACAUUGCCUCCAAGCUCUUCAAGGACCUCAAUGUGGACACUUACUACCUCGAAUACGACACUGCCCGCGCCGGUGGCUUUGAGCCCCUGAAGCACUUGCCCAAGAACAAGAACGUCAUCCUCGGUGUCAUCACCAGCAAGUUCCCCGAGCUCGAGGACAAGGAGAAGAUGGUGCAGCGUGUGUACCAGGCUGCCGAUUUCAUUGCCGAGGGCAGCGGUCAGUCCAGAGAGGAGGCUCUUGAGCGCGUGGGUGUCUCGCCUCAGUGUGGAUUUGCUUCUCACGCCGAGGGCAACUCGCUCGGCUACGAGGACAUGCGCAAGAAGCUGCAGCUCGUCAGAGGCAUCGCCGACCAGAUCUGGCCCAGCCAGCCUUAA
Molecule: messenger RNA, 1005 nt
Organism: Aureobasidium uvarum
Lineage: Eukaryota; Fungi; Ascomycota; Dothideomycetes; Dothideales; Saccotheciaceae
Source: the annotation of a GenBank genome assembly